Molecule: messenger RNA, 1549 nt
Organism: Momordica charantia (bitter melon)
Lineage: Eukaryota; Viridiplantae; Streptophyta; Magnoliopsida; Cucurbitales; Cucurbitaceae
Product: peroxisomal adenine nucleotide carrier 1
Biological process (GO): ATP transport; fatty acid beta-oxidation; peroxisome organization
Cellular component (GO): peroxisomal membrane
Molecular function (GO): ATP transmembrane transporter activity; ADP transmembrane transporter activity
Source: RefSeq, a predicted model, not a curated record
UAAGCAACUUCAAGAUAUCUUUAUAAUCUUACCAUGUUUCGUCACAACUCAGUCACCUCACAGUCACAGCGUAUAUGUAAUUGAAAUUGAAAUUUUGGGUCAAUUGAUUCCACGGUUCCGAUUCCCGAGAAGAUACGUAUGCAACUGCUGUUCCGAAGCAAAACCCAUAAAUUUCCUCUUCGCGUCACUUUCAUUUGCUUCCCAUCUGUAGCCAUUUUUGUUCAUCCCGCUGAAGCUCCAUUAUCGGCUGUUUGCCUUCUUGGGUGGGUGGGUGGGAAUUGGGAUGGGGUUUGAUCUGGAAUCUGUGGCGGAGGCAACAUCGGGAGCCAUUGGAGCUCUGGUUAGCACCACCGCGCUCUACCCUCUCGAUACUUGUAAAACUAAAUAUCAAGCUGAGAAUCAAUCUCACCAUCACCGGAAGUACAGAAACAUAACUGAUGUCCUGUGGGAAGCAAUUUCAACUGGUCAUGUGGGUUCGUUGUACCAGGGUCUUGGCACAAAGAAUUUCCAGUCCUUUAUUUCAUCGUUCAUCUACUUCUAUGGGUACAGCUUUCUUAAAAGGAUCUACCUGAAGAGGAGUGGCAACCAAAAAAUUGGAGCAAAAGCAAAUCUGAUUGUUGCUGCAGCUGCUGGAGCUUGUACAGUCAUAGCUACACAGCCUUUGGAUACAGCAUCCUCAAGGAUGCAGACAAGUGAGUUUGGGAAGUCCAAAGGACUCUGGAAGACACUUGCGGAAGGUACCUGGCGUGAAGCAUUUGAUGGUCUCGGAAUAUCCCUUCUUUUGACAUCGAACCCAUCUAUUCAGUACACUGUGUUUGAUCAACUGAAACAAAGGUUACUCAGGACGCAGCUGAAGCAUGAAUCAGGUAUAGAGUCAUCCCCGGAAGCUCUCUCAGCCUUCUCUGCUUUUCUGCUUGGCGCCCUCUCGAAAUGUGUUGCUACAGUCUUGACAUACCCUGCUAUCAGGUGUAAGAUUGUGAUCCAGGCUGCAGAAUCAGAUCAAGAAAGGAACGAGGCAGAACAGCACGGUGCUCAGAAAACCGUAUCAGGGGCACUCAAAACUAUUUGGAAAAGAGAAGGCAUUCUAGGAUUCUUCAAAGGAUUACAGGCGCAGAUUCUGAAGACUGUGUUGAGCUCUGCAUUACUUUUGAUGAUAAAAGAGAAGAUUGCAAAGAGCUCUUGGAUCAUAUUGCUUGCACUUAGAAGGUAUCUCUUUGUAACCAAUACAAGAUUAAAGGGUGCUUGAGUUUAAGCAUCAUACUGGAAAACUUUACAAGUGAUACUAAGAUUUAAGAAAGUCCCAAUUGGAUUUCUGCAAUCUGCAAAUUAAAGGAAUGAACAACAGAUUAUAUAAUGCCUUGUUUAAUAUGUUGCAUGUCAUAGGCUGUAUCAGCAAUCAUUGUUGUCAUUAUCUAUUUUCGUUUAGUUUUUCAUGGCUUUUAGUUUUUAAUGGUCGGAAUGUAGCCCUUACUCAUAUGGAGUUCAAUAAGAGGGGUAAAAUUUGUAUGAACUGGUCAAUCUAAAGAUAGUGGUUAAAGCACCUCUAAAA